Molecule: messenger RNA, 5882 nt
Organism: Sturnus vulgaris (Common starling)
Lineage: Eukaryota; Metazoa; Chordata; Aves; Passeriformes; Sturnidae
Gene: ABCD3
Product: ATP binding cassette subfamily D member 3
Biological process (GO): fatty acid beta-oxidation; peroxisome organization; long-chain fatty acid import into peroxisome
Cellular component (GO): peroxisomal membrane; peroxisome
Molecular function (GO): ATP hydrolysis activity; long-chain fatty acid transmembrane transporter activity; ATP binding
Source: RefSeq, a predicted model, not a curated record
UGGUAUUUGUAAGAAAUACUGGGUCAUGAAAGUAUUUAGGAGCGCUUAUAUGUUAAGUCAGACCAAGAGUAUUCUUUUAAAGAGGAUCUUAAUUGUCCACACUUGCCUUGCUUGGCCUUCAUUGAGGAGCACACAAACCAGGUUACAUUCAGAUUGGAGCACAUCUGCAAAUGUAGAUGCAGGUCCAGUGUAGUUUUGAAGUGCAUUUAAUAUAUUCCCACUGUUAGUAGCAUUCAUUUGAUAGAAGCAAGCUAGAACUUGUCCGGAGUAAUCUCCCUAUACCUGAAAUAGAUAUUAUGUGGGUCCUGGGUUGUCCCCAUUAAACUGUUUUGCUUUCAUGUCCUCUGAUGUUGAUCUGCAGGACUUGACAAUGGCAGCGCAUGCAUUAGCUUGAGCGUCAGUGUAUGGAAAGUAAGUGUUAGCCUAAAUGCUGAAGACUAUUUGGAAUGUGUCUUUCCAAUGUGGAUCUUCAAUUUUGCUAGGUAUAGUGUUAAAAAUCUGAGGUAUUCAUGUAUAUAUCUUAGGUGGACCAAAUAUUAUUACAAGAUUAGUGGGAAUUGGGAAGGGGGAUAACUUACGGGUUACAUUCCACCGAAUUCAGCAGAUGUGUGGGCUUGUGAGAGCCUGAUCUGAUCUGUCCCUUUUCCUCUCUGUACUGCAGUCUUUCUGAUACCUUGUUCUUUACUUCUGUAAUCUCUUUAGUAAUUUUGCAUUCUUGAGUUUAUUAGAAAUACAGUUGCUAAAGUAAGUACCAUGCUUGCAAACUUGAUUUUUUGCUUGUGUGUAUGUGUUGUUUUACACUUUUGAGUCCCUCCACAGCUUAGGUCUUAUUUACUGCUGGUACUGUAUUGUGGCCAUGGAUUCCAAACUCUAACAUCCAACAUUCGGUUGUUUCAAUAAUAGCUGUGCUGCUGCUUGAAUGCUAUUUUGAGGAUGGUUUUUGCCCACUGGUCUUCGUUCUUUUCUCCAUGUUUCCCUGUGAGGCAAACCUUGCCAGGAGCCUUACAGAAUGCUACCUAUCAAGACUAGGCAGUAGUAAAAGAAGUGGAAAACAAGCACUGCAAAACAAUGAGCAGAAAGAGGGAAAGAAGGAGCGAGCAAUGGUGGACAGAGUGUUUAUUGCACGAAUAUGUCGAAUCCUGAAAAUAAUGGUCCCUAGAACACUUUGCAAAGAGACAGGUUAUUUGCUGCUAAUUGCUGUGAUGCUGGUAGUCCGAACUUACUGUGAUAUUUGGAUGAUUCAAAAUGGAACAGUCAUUGAAAGUGCUAUCAUUGGCCGCAGCAGAAAAGAUUUCAAGAAAUACUUGUUCAACUUCAUUGCUGCAAUGCCUGCUAUCUCUUUAGUGAACAACUUCCUGAAGUAUGGUCUAAAUGAACUGAAACUCUGCUUCCGAGUAAGACUUACCAGAUACCUCUAUGAAGAAUAUCUUAAAACUUACACAUACUACAAAAUGGGAAACCUGGACAACAGAAUAGCUAAUCCAGAUCAACUCCUUACACAGGACGUGGAAAAAUUCUGUAAUAGUGUAGUGGACCUGUACUCAAACCUUAGCAAGCCCUUCUUGGACAUAGUUUUGUACAUCUUCAAGCUAACAAGUGCAAUAGGAGCACAGGGUCCAGCCAGCAUGAUGGCAUACUUGAUUAUUUCAGGGUUUUUCCUUACACGUUUAAGGAGACCAAUUGGCAAGAUGACUAUUAUAGAACAAAAGUAUGAAGGGGAGUACAGAUAUGUCAACUCACGGCUCAUUACAAACAGUGAAGAAAUUGCUUUUUACAAUGGAAACUUGAGAGAAAAACAGACUAUUCACAAGACUUUCCGGAAGCUGGUGGAACACUUGCAUAAUUUCAUCCUGUUCCGGUUCUCUAUGGGUUUCAUUGAUACUAUCAUUGCCAAAUACCUUGCCACUGUGGUUGGCUACCUGGUUGUUAGUCGUCCAUUUUUGAACCUGUCUGAUCCUCGACAUCAGAAUAGCACUCAUGCAGAACUUUUGGAGGAUUACUACCAAAGUGGAAGAAUGCUACUGAGAAUGUCUCAAGCUUUGGGCAGAAUAGUCCUAGCAGGCCGUGAAAUGACAAGAUUGGCUGGUUUCACAGCUCGAAUCACGGAAUUAAUGCAGGUUCUGAAGGACUUGAACAGUGGCAAAUAUCAGCGUACUAUGAUAUCACAAGAAAAAGAUGGAGAUAAAAAGCAAUCUUUGUCUUUGAUACCUGGAUCUGGAGAAAUUAUCAACAGUGAUAACCUUAUCAAGUUUGAUCAUGUUCCAUUGGUGACACCUAAUGGAGAUGUUUUGAUUCAAGACCUUAACUUUGAGGUUCGAUCUGGUGCAAAUGUGCUGAUUUGUGGGCCAAAUGGGUGUGGGAAGAGCUCCCUGUUCCGUGUUCUUGGUGAGUUGUGGCCUUUGUUUGGUGGGCGUUUAACAAAGCCUGUAAGAGGAAAGUUGUUCUAUGUUCCUCAGAGACCAUACAUGACUCUUGGAACGCUCAGAGAUCAAGUUAUAUAUCCAGAUACUUUGGAAGAUCAGAAGAAGAAAGGGAUUUCUGACCAGGUGCUGAAGGAGUACUUGGAUAAUGUCCAGCUGGGUCAAAUCCUGGAACGUGAAGGAGGCUGGGACAGUGUUCAGGACUGGAUGGAUGUACUCAGCGGGGGAGAAAAACAGAGAAUGGCAAUGGCAAGGCUGUUCUAUCAUAAGCCCCAGUUUGCAAUUCUGGAUGAGUGCACCAGUGCUGUUAGUGUGGAUGUAGAGGGCUACAUUUACAGCCACUGCCGAAAGGUUGGCAUCACUCUCUUCACUGUUUCCCACAGGAAGUCACUCUGGAAACAUCAUGAUUUCUACUUGCACAUGGAUGGCCGAGGAAACUAUGAGUUCAAGAAAAUAACUGAAGACACAGUUGAAUUUGGAUCUUAAAGUCAUGAACUGAACUGCUAGAGAUGGAUGAUUACAGGAAGUGUGUAGAAUGUCAGACAAUGUAACAUAAAAUUACUCAGCUUGUUAAGCAUUUACUAUUAUGUAGGAUAUUGCUAAUUGUGUAUAUGUUGGUUUAAUUAUUGAUAGGUACUAAGAAUGUCCUUAUUCUUGUGGUUUAAAAACCUGCCUAAAUUAAAUUGGGCUUAAAUUAGUGUAACCUGAUUCAUCCUGGGAUGCAAACCAUUUGAAAUCGGCUGAUUUGACUUUUGUAGACCUUCUUUCCCUUCAGUGAAAAGCCCUGUUAAAAUUAGGGUUGCUACCUCUCUUGUUCCUGCACAGCAGUCUUGGAUUUUUGCUCUGUUCUAUGCAUGUUUCAGAGAGAUCUGGCACGGUGCAGGACAUUGUCCCAUCUUCUGAUCUGUGCCCUGUUAAAUGAAAGAGCCUUUUCCUUGUCCAAGCCUUGUGAUGUAGCCAGUGUGCCCUUGCUGAAAAAGGAUGAACUGAAACUAAAAGACAAAACUAAUUCCUUCUAGUGUUAAAAAAAAAGGUUGUUGUUUGCUGAGAUUUGGAUUCAUCUUUAACAUCUGUCUGUCCAUGCAGUUCUCUCUGCAGCUCAGCUCCCGUUCUCUCCCAGUUUAGCAAAAGCUUCAUCCAUCCUCCAGCCCAACUGUCCUUGUUCUGUCAGAGAAAUAUUAUGGUAAUGAAGAGUUGAGAGGAGGUUGAGGGAGCAAAGGACCAACUCACAAGAAAAAAUGGGAGGGAAAGUGGUGAUCCUUGUAUCAAACAAGCUUGUGAAUGCUUCUAGCUCUGAAGAAAUGAAUGACUCCCACAAGAAAAAACAGAGAAAAUAAUGUGGAUCCAGUGAUUCCUCAAAUCAAUAGAGGUUAUAAUGGGCUCAAAAAUGUUAAUCUGUGAAAUAGCAGACAGUUGUUCUGUGUUCAGUCCUGCAAUACAGCAGUUACUUUUUCCAUCUUGCUCCUUUUCUCCCUCUUCAAAAAAACCUGAUGAUCUUACAGUUUUAGCUGCCCUUCAGGUCUGAGUUUGAAAGCAAGUGAUAAUGGUACUCUGUUGGGUCUUCCAGGCUGUGAAGCCUGAAGCAAUGCUUUCAUUCUUCAUGUUUAUUCUCUUAUUGUCAUGAUGUUUCUUGAUUUCCGAUACAAAUUAUUUACCAGUGAUUCUCUGUGUUUCGUAAGGAUCUCCAGUCCUUGCUGGUUUUCUUGUUCCAGCUUCCAAAUCCCCUUAAAGGAACCAAACUCUUACAAUAGUUUAUUGGAAUUGUUUUUUCCAUACAAAUGAUUACUGUGGUUAUUGUUUGACUUUGACAAACAUGAAUGCAGCAAGGUGUUUUUUGUGAUCAGGGAAUAGGAAGGUGUAAUUCAAACUGAAUUGCUGUUUAGGCUUUAAAACAAAAAAAAUUACAAUACCUGUUGUACAGUGAAGGUCUAGUAGUUUUUUGGUGUUCCAUGUAAGAUAUACUAUAGGAAUGCACUACAUGAAGGCAUGCAUAAAAUAUGCAAUACAUCUGUACUUUGUGCAUCUUUUAUCGAGGGUUUAGAUUUUAAAAAGCCCCUACUUUUUAUAAAAUGAAUAUGUACUUGGAUGCACUGCUGUUUGUUAAUUUUUACCCAGUUCAAUCAGUAAUUUUCUUUCAUGUUGAAAUUGCUGCCUGUUAAUAUUUUUUCCUUUUACCAUAGUUCUUGCCCCUACCUGUCAGUAUUCUUUCAAGUACUCAAAUGCAAACAGCUAUCCUGGUACAAGAAUCUAGUGACCACAGUAGAGUCAGAAUCUAAUGCAUCAAUGAAGAUCAUAAAAGCUUCUCUUAGAAGUAUAGCAUAUUCAAGAGAUUAAGGUACCAGAAAAAUUUUUGUGCUUGUUUUACAAGAAGGCAGAUAGGUGCCUGAAAUCACUAAUAUCUUGUUUCUGUUCAUUCAGAUUCUCACCUCAGCCAUAACGUAGCAGGUAGCAGCAUGCUGUGUGUGAGGUUGUAGUCCUUUCAAAGUGUAACCAUGGAAAUAGGGAUGCCAGGUUGUUGUGUAGGGAGGUUUUUUGGUUUGGGUUUUGGUUUUUUUUGUGGACGUUCUCAGCACAAAUGCAACUUCUUCUCUUGGAAAGGGAUGUUUUAGUAGUCUUUUAGAGAGAUAAAGAAAAGGUUAAUCUCUAAACUGAGAAAAUUGCUAUGAUCUUUGUGAUUAGGGCAGUCUUUUGCAGUGGGGUAGUGAACUUGGAAUACUUUAAUGUAUUUUUAAUGCUAACAAGCAAAACCAUACACAGCACACUUACAUUGUCCCCAGCAGCCAAUCCCAAUUGUACUUUACAAUUUUACUGGUUGUAACAGAAUUUUGUGUAAUCUUGUAUUUAUUUUUAAAACUAACAACAAGCAAACAAAAAAUCCAUCUCCAAAACCACGGAGGAAUAGGUUUGCCUUUAGGUGCCAUGAAGUUUGUUGAAACUGAGGAUGCUGGUAUCUCCUUAGGGCCAGGACUUGGUGUUUCUAAAUAUACUGGAAGGAAAGAAAAAUAUUCUUUUGUGCUUGAUUGUAAGGGAGGCUUAUAAAGAAAAUAUUAAAAAGAAUGCUAUUUUAGAAUUUUAUUCUUAAAAGGCCUUAUAUUAAAGUGUUUGAGAUAGACUUGAUCUAAUGAGAGAUUGUAAAAAAAUCUAAUGAAAAUGAUCGAAGUCUCAGUUCUGUUGCAGAAUUGCACUGUGAUUUUAGUUGUUUCUUUCAUAGCACAAGUUGGAAGUUCAUGAAAUGGAAUUCUGAACUAUCGUAAUAGACAACAUACUGAUGAAUACUUUCAGUCUCAAAUUGUUGGUGCUUUGAAGAUGGUACUGGAAAUAGUCAGAUGGCUGCAUUUCAACGGUGGGAAACAUUCCUGUGUGUAAAUACUGUAAAGUGUUUUGGAGGGGGAAUGGCGCUAUGUAAAUGUAAGACAUUAAGUGCCUCUGAAAUAAUAAUAAAAAAUCUAAAGAUAAAAUAUA